Molecule: messenger RNA, 3414 nt
Organism: Mya arenaria
Lineage: Eukaryota; Metazoa; Mollusca; Bivalvia; Myida; Myidae
Exons: 2
Coding region: 1-3414 (1137 amino acids)
Source: RefSeq, a predicted model, not a curated record
AUGCCAACGGCCGCAUCCGCCCGCGCCCCGAGCAGCAGCCCGCCGCCGCACGUGACAGUGUAUAGGACACACCCCGUCCCAUUGGAUUACCCAUCCAUAUUAACAGAAAUCCACCGGAACGCCCCAAAAGCGUCUGGCGGAGUGGGACUAUUAGUGAAGCAGAGUGUUGUAAAUGAAUAUGACGUUGCUAUUGUGGAUCGAGUUUACGACGGAAUAAUCGCAGUAUCGUUUACCAACAAGGCUACGGGAUCCGAUUUCAUAGUAUUUUCAUGUUACUUACCGCCGGAGGGUUCUACAAGAGGACGUGAUGCACAGGGAUUCUUCGCCCACCUACUAACACAGAUAUACGCCCAUGCAAAUUAUGAUCAGAUGGUUGUUUGCUCGGACUUCAACGCUAGAAUAGGCUCAUUAUCCGAUUUACUGACUGAAUGUGAUAUUAUACCGGAGCGAACGUGCAUUGAUAAGAAUAUUAAUCAGCAUGGUCAUGAUUUAAUUGAAUUCCUAUGUGACUCCAAAUUCUGUGUACUUAAUGGCCGGUUUAAACCAGAAGAGGAUAAUUUCACAUCCAUCUCGCGCAAAGGAAAAGCUGUAGUAGACUUUAUAUGUGUACCACAUGACGUAUUUCACUGCUGUAGAAACUUUAAAGUCAUAAACCUGACUGAUAUCAUUGACCAACAAGGAUUACAUGGAUUACUCGGUGAGCGUUCACGCAUCCCUGAUCACUGUGCAUUAAGUGUAAAGAUUGAAACGGACUAUAAUGCGCAAUUAUAUGGGCCAUCAACGGUUUCUCUUACCCCCCGCGAAGCACGCUAUAAUCUUCGUCGGAUACCUUCUGACUUUAUGGACAGUGAUAGAGUCAAAACGGCGCUUAUAUCCCUUAUCACGCAAAUUGAAAUCUCGAGGGAGACACAGGAAAAUAUAGAUUGCAUAUAUCAAUUACUCUGUGAUGUAAUUAUAUCUGAAAUGAAUGAAAAGAUUCCAAAAUUAGCGAGUACAAAACGAACAUCAAAGAAACGUAAACAUGCCAAGCCAUAUUGGAACGAAGAACUGCAAAAUCUCUGGAAUAAAUUGAGAGAAAGUGAAAACAAAUUCCUUAAGUGCAGGAAUGAUAGGACAUUGCGCGCACGUUUACAUUCGGAAUAUGUUUUGGCUAGAAACACGUUCGACCGGCUCUUGCAUAAAACAGAACGGGCAUAUAGAAGAGACAAAGCCAUUGAAAUUGAGACAUUUGAGGCAAACAACCCUAAAGAAUUCUGGGAAAAAAUAAAAAAGUUAGGGCCAAGGCGAGAAUCGCGCAUACCUAUGGAAGUUUAUGACACUGAUGGUUCUGUUACCAGUGAUGAAACGAAAGUGUUUGAACGGUGGAAAAAUGACUUUAAGGACUUGUACAACUGCAAGGAAUCGGAUAGUUUUGACGAUAUUCACUACGAUCGUGCAAAGAUACACAAGACUUUAAUUGAGAAUAACAUGGCUGACCCCCUUUACGUCACGAACGAAUCAUUGAAUAUUAACGUUUCAUUGGAUGAGAUAGCUUCAAUUAUACAGAAAAGUAAAUCCGGCUCGGCAUGUGGAAUAGACAAUUUACCGUAUGAUGUGUUGAAAAACCCGCCGGUUAUUGCCGUGUUACAACAGUUAUUUCAGUUAAUAUUCGAUACUAGUAAAAUCCCAUCAAUAUGGAGAAAAGCAAUCAUUUAUCCAAUAUUGAAGGACCCACAAUCAAAUAAAAGGACCCCAAUGAACUAUAGAGGGAUUAGCCUACUAUCGUGUGUCAGUAAACUGUAUACGGCGUUUUUAAAUAAACGCUUAACAAAAUACCUAGAGACGGGCAAUCUCCUUGCUGAUGAGCAGAACGGGUUCCGGGCGAACAGAUCGUGUGAAGAUCACGUUUUUACUCUUAGUAGUGUUGUAAGAAACAACAAGAAUGUCUAUGCAGCGUUUAUUGACUUGAAACGUUGUUUCGAUUAUAUUGACAGGGACAUGUUAUUGUACAAACUGUUACUAAAUCAUAUCGAUGGAAAGUUUUAUAACUCUGUCAAGAAUAUCUAUGCGAGUUCGUCAUCUUGUGUCCGGCUCAACAACUCACACACAGACUGGUUCGAUUGCAUAUCUGGGGUGAAACAGGGGUGCACGUUAUCACCGACGUUAUUUGCCGUCUUCGCCAAUGACCUAGUAAAGGAAAUAAAUGACUUACAGUGUGGCGUCACCAUCGGGGAACACCAGGUGUCCAUUCUCAUGUACGCUGAUGACAUUGUUCUAACCGCAGACUCUGAACAAAACCUACAAGCAAUGCUCGACAUUUUGAACAUCUGGUGCAAACGCUGGCGUGUAAUCAUAAACACGUCAAAAUCGAAAUGUAUGCACUUCCGGAAAGCACGCACUCAACGAACACAGUUUAUCUUCCGUAUUGGUGAUAAUGAAAUAGAAAUAGUGGACAAAUAUAAGUAUCUAGGCAUCAUUUUCCAAGACAGAGGCGAUUUCUCAACCACAUGUGAGGGGCUUUCAAAGGGGGGAGGUAGAGCUCUUGGAAGUGUUAUAAGUAAGAUACACCCCUUGAAAGACAUUUCCUUUAAACCAUAUGAGAAACUCUAUAACGCUUGUGUUGUGCCCGUCAUGGAUUAUUGCAGCUCAGUGUGGGGGUACAAACAAUAUCAACCAUCGGAUAAUGUGCAGAACCGCGCUAUGAGGUACGCCCUUGGCGUCCAUCGCUUCGCGCCGAUCCCGGCGCUGACAGGGGACACUGGAUGGAUACCCACCCGUUAUCGCCGCUGGAGUAAUAUGCUACGCCUGUGGAAUAGACUUGUUCUCAUGGACCGUGACCGACUGUGCGCCCAGGUGUUUGAAAUUGACUAUAGAAAAUGUACCGCUAACUGGUCAAGCGAGGUGAAGGACAUCAUGGACAAAAUAGGAAUAUCUGACAGUUUCAAUGCAAAACAGCCUGUUGAUAUUAAGAACGCGCAUUCGCUGAUCAAGGACUAUUAUGUUAACAUUUGGUUACAGGAUAUAAGAUCUAUGCCGAAAUUACGAACGUACCGUGAAUUUAAACAAGAAUUCAAGUGUGAAACCUAUCUGAGUAUGGACCUUAAGAAAAAUGAACGUUCAUUAUUGGCUCAGUGUAGGACUGGUAUAUUACCACUGAGAUUAGAGACCGGUCGUUAUUUAGGGGAACCAGUGGACUCUAGAACGUGUAGGCUAUGUAACUCUGGAGAAGUUGAGAACGAGUGUCAUUUCAUAUUUCAAUGUUCUCUGUAUAAUGAACUGAGAAAUACCUACCUUGGUAAUAUCAUAUCACGUGACAGUUUUGUAAAUAUCUCCGAUCAAGACAAACUUGUUUUACUUAUGAAGGACUAUGUGAGACAAUUAUCCAAGUAUAUUGUUAGUGCUUUCACUCUGAGAAAAACCACACUGUUUGCUUAA